Molecule: messenger RNA, 1620 nt
Organism: Sinocyclocheilus grahami
Lineage: Eukaryota; Metazoa; Chordata; Actinopteri; Cypriniformes; Cyprinidae
Product: EGF domain-specific O-linked N-acetylglucosamine transferase-like
Cellular component (GO): endoplasmic reticulum lumen
Molecular function (GO): protein O-acetylglucosaminyltransferase activity
Source: RefSeq, a predicted model, not a curated record
AUGCUGCUGCUGGUAGCUCUGUGCCUGGUCUGCACUUAUAAAACCAUCUGCCGCAGACCACAGCUGGACUACAGCAGCCUGGCGCUGCCUCAGCUGCAUAUUCCUUUCUUUCUGCACAACAACAAACGACUGGCCAAACUCUGCAAGGAGGACCCACUUUGCCCUUUUAAGGAUGCUCUGCUGCUCAAGAAGGCCUGCUGGGGUUAUGAAAAGAGCUGCUCCCCUGAGCACAGGUUCAGCUAUCCUCUGUGCACCAGUCUUGACUCGGGAUGUUUGAAUGGAUAUGGCGACCUGUUCAGCGAAACGUGGAAGGCUUUUACCGAUUAUGUCAUCAUUCACCUCAAAAACUUUGACUCCAAAAGGGUGUGUUUCAGAGAUGUGUUUUUCUCACUCCUUCCAAGAAUGCGAUAUGGCCUUUUCUACAACACUCCUCUUAUCUCUGACUGCCACAGCGAGGGGCUGUUCAAGGCAUUUUCCCAGCAUGUGCUUUAUCGACUUGGUGUCUCACAAGAUGGACCAAAGGAGGGCCAAGUCCGUGUCAAACUGUUGGCAAGAAGCACGGAGUACCGUAGGAUAAUAAACCAGCAGGAGCUUAUCAGUGCCCUGAAGACUGUGCCUUUAUUCGAGGUCAAGCUGGUGGAUUACAAAUACGUGGAGAUGCCAUUUCUGGAGCAGAUCCGCGUCACACACAACUCUGAUAUCUUCUUUGGGAUGCAUGGAGCCGGACUGACCCACCUCCUCUUUCUUCCCGACUGGGCCGUCAUAUUUGAAUUGUACAACUGUCAAGAUGAGAGCUGCUACCGUGAUCUGGCCCGACUGAGGGGAGUCCAUUACAUGACUUGGCAGAAAAGGGACAAAGUGUUCCCCCAGGAUAAGGGUCAUCAUCCUACUCUUGGGGAACAUCCUAAGUUUACAAUCUACACUUUUGAUGUAGAGGAGUUCAUGCAGUUAGUCCUUCUAGCGGCUGAACAUGUGACCCGGCACCCGGCAUGGCACGCAAAACAGGCCCGAGAUGAAUUGUAGCCUGUAAGACACAGUGCUCUCUUGCCAGGCAAAAGAUGAACACACUCCUACCAACUCUCUGCACUCUGUAAAUGUAGCCGUGCUAAUGAAAAGUGCAUAGCUAAUAUGUGAAAACACAUUUUAAAUUCAGAAAACAAAAAAACAAAACCAUCUGCGCUGUUACUGAUCCUCAAGCUGUUACUUUCUGCACGUGGAGAUGCUGAGUAUCUUGUUGAAGGACUCAGACAUAUUGGUUUGACAUAUUGUUGAUGUAUUUUGUGAGGUCUAAUAUACCUCUCCUCACGUAUAUGUGGGCUUGUUUUAGAGACUACACUUUUAAACCUGAUUUGAGUGCAGCUUUUCCCCCCCAUAAAGGUAAAGGUUUGAAUUUCGAUAUAGGGAGUAAAUUCCAGGUCAGUAGAUCAUUACAAGGUUGUAAGACAUCUUUAAACAGCACUUUUUAUUCUGAAAAUCAAGUGAUUGGGUACUGAACUGACGUUGAGGUCACCCACAUAGUUUGGUAGCAUUUUUAAUAAACGUCAAACCACAUUUAAAGCAUUUUUAUUUAGCUUUUUUUAAUGCAUUACGGCAAAGAAGAUUAAAGCAGCUUCCUAUUUA